This is a messenger RNA of Talaromyces amestolkiae, 819 nucleotides long. RefSeq lists its product as uncharacterized. The record is from RefSeq and is a predicted model, not a curated record. The transcript is spliced from 3 exons. NCBI's taxonomy places the organism in Eukaryota, Fungi, Ascomycota, Eurotiomycetes, Eurotiales, Trichocomaceae. Bases 1 to 819 code for a protein of 272 amino acids.
AUGUAUAGCCUCACCCCAGCACAGGUGGAAUCCUACCACCGCGACGGCUUCCUCCUUCUACGAGUAGGCGAGCACAAGCUUGUCAACCCAGUGGAAUUGGCAAGGUGGACGGAAGAAGUGAAAUUAUGGCCGCGUGUGAAGGGCAAAUGGAUGCCAUACGAUGAGAUCAACAUCAAGGGUGAGCGCCAGUUGAUGCGCACCGAGAACUUUGUCGACUAUCACGAUGGCUUCAAUAAAUUGGUCUGUGGAGAGGCGUUGGCUGGUAUUUUGGGAGCCCUGGCUGGCGAUGACAUGCUCCUGUUCAAAGAUAAAAUCAACUACAAGCAAGCCCGCGGCAACGGCUUCCAAGCACACUUGGACGCCCCUGCUUACGAUCACAUCGGCCGCAUCGAGCAUAUCACUGCCAACUUCGCCAUUGACCCAGCAACUAAAGAGAAUGGAUGCCUCGAAGUGGUCCCAGGCAGCCACAAAAUGAACGUACCAUGCAUUGACGGCGGACGUAUCGACCCUGCCUGGGAAGAAGCUCAGCAGUGGCUAACUGUGCCGCUGGAAGCUGGCGAUGUGCUGAUAUUUGGAUCGCACUUGGCACAUAGAUCGGAGAAGAAUGAUACCGACAAGGCACGUGCCAGUUUAUAUGCUACAUUCUAUGGAAAGAGUGAUGGGUUGGAUUUGAGGCAGAAGUAUUACUUGCAUCGACGCGCUAAUUUCCCUCCGGAUCAUGAACGUGAACCAGGCAAAGACUACUCACAAGGCUUCAAGACCUACGGCUUCGCAGCCCCAUUCACCCAGAAUGAAGACGCAGCUCCAGUAACGGCAUAG